UUUCAAGCCAGAGUCAGUAAACAGAGCUGCCACCAACAGGUCUUGAUCUUUGCCUUCCUCUUGCUCAUAGUCCCCUCAAAAUCUGUAUGUCGUCCGCAUCAAAUCCGAUUUUCAGCUAUUGCAGUUACCAUGAAAGCCAAUGGAAACAAUCUCCAUCGCGACUCCAUUUUUCCAUGCUUCUGCUUCUUCCUCCAUCUAAUCUCAGCGGCUACCAAUAAAUCAACUUCGUCCAAUUACUACUCUCCCGAGAUUAUCCUCUUGAACUGCGGGGAAAGUUCAGAGACAAUAGGUAAUGACGGGCGCAGCUGGCUGGGCGAUGUCGGUUCGAGAUUUGCACCCUCCUCCCAAAACUCGAAUAUCUCCAGUGCCAUGUCCCAAAACUCUGUUCCCAGCGUUCCUUACAUGACUGCUCGUAUAUUUCAUUCCCAGUACACCUACACCUUCUCCGUCAACGCCGGCUGGAAAUUCGUUCGCCUCUACUUCUACCCUGCAAAUUACAGCAGUUUUGACGCGUCUAAUGCAAUCUUCUCUGUCACCGCCAGUCGUUAUACUCUCCUCCGCAACUUCAGCUUCUACAUCACUGCGAAAGCCCUGAAUUAUUCUUAUUUCAUUCAUGAAUUCUCCAUUAACACGGUAGACGAAUUCUUAAAUUUAACCUUCUACCCAUCUCCAAAUAUCCCUAAUGCCUAUGCCUUCGUGAAUGGGAUUGAGAUUGUCUGGAUGCCUAAUAUCUUCUCUCGAACUGCCAGAGUCAUCCUUGAUGAAGGGCUACCACCAACCAUGUACCAGGUUCGGAAUGACACCGCCCUUCAGACAGUCAUCCGGCUUAAUGUUGGCGGACGAGACAUCCCAGCCAUCAACGAUUCCAGCACUUUGUUCCGGAGGUGGUUCGAUGACUCCCCAUACAUUUAUGGCGCUGGGAUUGGAGUCACCUCCGAAUGGGAUCUGAACAAAACUUUUGAAUACACAGCUGAUGUCCCGUCCUACACUGCGCCAGAGGAAGUCUACAGAAGUGCACGGUCGAUGGGGCCUGACCGAAAAAAUAACCAAAACUACAACCUUACAUGGAUUUUUCAGAUCGAUGCGGGGUUCACCUACGUGGUCAGGCUUCAUUUCUGUGAGAUCCACUCAUCCAUAUACAAGGAGAAUCAGAGGGUGUUUGACAUCUUCAUUCAUAAUCAGACUGCUGAAUAUUUGGCUGCUGAUGUGAUUAAAUGGGGUGGGGCGAAUGGAGUCCCGGUCUAUAAAGAUUACUUUGUAAUAAUUGCUCAAGACCUCCAUCCGGAACUGUGGGUUGCGCUCCAUCCGAAGAUAGAAUCUGGGUCGGAGUAUUUUGAUUCAAUCCUAAACGGCAUAGAGAUCUUUAAAUUGAACGACACGGAAGGAAAUCUUGGUGUACCUAAUCCAGUACUCACUCAGGAUCAACCUGAGAAUCCAAAUCUGUUUAAGAAAUCAUCACACUCUAGGAACUCAAAGAAUCAGACUCUACCUAUUGUAGGAGUUGUGAUGGGUGCUGUUACUAUUUUGGCUCUAAGUGCUCUUGCUUUAGCUGUUUUCCUUCGUCACUUGAGGGAAGGGAAGGAUUCGCGCAACAACAGUGGGCUGUGUGGGUUUCUCCAAAUUUGGAUGCACAGCAACUCCCACACUGCACGCUCAGCUAAUAUGAACAGCACCGGAAGUCUGGCAUUACCAUCUCCUUUGAACCUUUGUCGUCAAUUCUCCUUUGAAGAGAUCAAGAUGGCAACUAAUGACUUCGAUGAGGCACUCCUCCUUGGAGUAGGUGGAUUUGGAAAGGUCUACAAAGGGAGCAUCAAUGGUGGCUCCACCAAGGUCGCAAUAAAACGUGGGAACCAUCUCUCCCAGCAGGGUGUACAUGAGUUCCAGAAUGAGAUCGAGAUGCUUUCGAAGAUCUACCAUCUCCACCUUGUCUCCCUCAUUGGUUACUGCCAUGAAACCUGCGAGUUGAUCAUUGUCUACGAUUACAUGGCCUAUGGGACACUCCGUGAGCAUCUCGACAAGACCCAAAAGCCACCACUACCGUGGAAGCAGAGACUUAAGAUCUGCAUAGGGGCUGCCCGUGGCCUGCACUAUCUCCACACGGGGGCCAAGCAUACUAGUAUCAUCCAUCGGGAUGUCAAGACGUCUAACAUCCUCCUCGAUGAUAACUGGGUUGCGAAGGUUUCAGAUUUUGGGCUAUCAAAGAUGGGGCCUGCAUCGGAUCACACACACGUAAGCACCAACGUCAAAGGCAGUUUCGGAUAUAUGGACCCGGAAUACUUCCGUUGGCAGCAGUUAACGGAGAAGUCCGAUGUGUACUCAUUUGGAGUCGUGCUAUUCGAAGUAAUAUGUGCACGGCCGGCAUUGAAUCACUCAUUGGAAGACGAGCAAGUUAACUUAGCUGAGUGGGCCUUGUAUUGCCAGAAGAGGAGCAUGCUCGACCAGAUCAUUGAUCCUUAUCUCAAAGGGAAGAUCGCGCCAGACUGCUUCCAGAAAUAUGUGGAGACGGCUGAGAAGUGUUUGGCUGAUCGGGGAAUCGACCGACCAGCAAUGAGUGAUGUUAUGUGGAACCUCGAACUUGCACUGCGGAUUCAGGAGAGUGCAGAGGUCGGCAUGGAUGAAGUGGACACGAACAAUGACGAGGUCCCCCUUGUAAUCUCAGCCUCGGGGAGGAGAGACUAGGAUGUGACGAUGCUGGGUCACGGUGGAAAUUUGAGUGAUUCAAGGAGCUCAGGGAUGCCAAUGAGAAAUGGCAGACAGAGCCUCGCAAGUGAGGAAUCAGAUAGUCGGAUGGGUCAUGAACCCGGAAGGGAUGUAAGAUCAACGGUUGUGGAUGAUGCAUAUGAUCAGGAUGGUGUUAUAUAUAUA
Molecule: messenger RNA, 2865 nt
Organism: Magnolia sinica
Lineage: Eukaryota; Viridiplantae; Streptophyta; Magnoliopsida; Magnoliales; Magnoliaceae
Product: receptor-like protein kinase FERONIA
Exons: 2
Coding region: 130-2679 (849 amino acids)
Biological process (GO): protein phosphorylation
Molecular function (GO): ATP binding; protein kinase activity
Source: RefSeq, a predicted model, not a curated record